Emiliania huxleyi CCMP1516 is the source of this 2640-nucleotide messenger RNA. RefSeq lists its product as hypothetical. The record is from RefSeq and is a predicted model, not a curated record. The transcript has 12 exons. NCBI's taxonomy places the organism in Eukaryota, Haptophyta, Isochrysidales, Noelaerhabdaceae. Bases 1 to 2640 code for a protein of 879 amino acids.
AUGCAAGGGCCCGUCUCAACCUUCAUGAUGAUGCGACUUGCACAGGACAACUCGAUCAUGGACAACAUCGACUACAAAGCGAAGGUUGGCUUCGUGCCGGCCGGCGACGGAGGCCGAGUCACAAUCGUCCUCUCGUUUGCGUCGGAAUCCCCUUCGCUCCUCGGAGCCGAGGCGUGCGGCGCCAAGAACGCCCUCGUGAAGGACGUCCCCGCAAAGUCUGGCGCGGAGGCCUCCGACGAGAGCAUCAUCAAGAAAGACCCUUCGGCAGAGGCGCCCGCCGCGGGCACGGUCGACUCGGCCAAGGCCAAGGCCAAGGCCGUCGGCAUCCCGCCCGAGAGCGAGCCCAGCCCGCUCAAGGACGGCAUUGACGCGGGCGGCGGCAACGUCGCGGGCGAGUUGUCGCCGAUAAAGUCCUUCGCGAAGGUCGGAAUCGUGCCGGCUGACGACGGCCGCAUCACGAUCGUCAUCUCCGAGUCGGUGUCGCCUUCGCUCCUCGGAGCCAAGGCGUGCGGCGUCAAGAGCGUCAAGGACAUCUCCGUGGCGAAGUCUGGCACGGAGGACGUCCUCAAGAAGGAGCCGGCCGCGGUAAAGGCGCCCGACGCGGGCGCGGUCGACUCGGACAAGCCCAAGGCCAUGUUCGCCACCCACGCGCCGAGCCCGCCCGCCGUUUUCUGGUCCAAGUUUACGCCCCUCAAGAAGGACAUCCCUGCGGCAGAGUCUGGCGCGGAGGCCUGCGUUGACGAGACCGGCGUCAUCAAGAACGACCCGGCGCUCAAGCCGGCCACCAAGGGCGACUGGAACGUUUCGAACAAGGACUUUCCAGAGGAGACGGCCGCCCCGACGGUGAGCACCUCCCAGCAGAAGCACCCGCGGGUCAUCGACGGGUGGAAGACCCCCUCCCCGCUCCGCAAGAUCGAGCGCAAGGGCGAGCCCAACCUGAUCGACCGCUCCAAGAAGACCACCAAGAACCCAACCCCGAUCGGCCGCGUCGACCCCAACGGGUUGGGCGAGCCCAACCUGGUCGACUGUUCCAAGAGCACCACCCCGACCGACCCACCGACGGCCCCCAACGGCGGCACCACAAACGCCCCGGCUCUCACGCCGGUGGCGACCGGCGGCGCGCCGCUGCCGUCGAGCGAGGAGGGCGACGCCGACUGGACCGUCUCGGCCAAGGAGUCUCCGCCAGCGGAGAAGCUCGCCCCGGCGGGCAUCCCCGACAGGACCACCCCGUCGAACCCGCGCCGCAAGAAGCGCCGCAAGAAGGGGCGCAAGGGCGCGUCCGCCCCGAUCGUCCGCGCCAAGAGCACCGCCCCGGUCGGCGGCAACAACCGGUUCGGGGCCCUGCUCGGAACGAACGGCAACGAGGGCAUCCUCGGCGGCACCGGCAAGGUGCCCCGCGGCUCCACGCCGUCGACCACAGACUCGGGCGCGACGGCCAACGUCGAGACGACCACGAUUACCACGCCGGAGGGCUCCGUCUCUGCCUCCGGCUGGUUCUCUUGGCCCAAGUUCUGCCCGUCCUACUCGCUCCGCCUCUUUGGCGUCCUCGCGCUGCUCUGCCUCGGAACCGCGUUUGCGCUCUCCUCGUACUCUGCCACCUCCGCGCUUCUCUCCUCGCAGUGGCACGAGUCCCCGACUUCCUUUCCCGCAGUCACAACGCCGAUCGCGCCGGCAUGGCUUAACGGCUUCUGCGAGAUUGGCGGCGACGACACCAGCAGCUCGUGUGCAGCCAUCGCCUCUUCGGACAGCGUGCCCGCCGACCACCCGGGCGGGCACGAGGAGGGGCGCUUGUUGGAAGCACUGAUGGACAACGUCAAAGAGGCGGUGGGCGAGCCGUUGCACGUGCUUGGCCAGCCGCCGGCGUCCGUCAAGGACGUUUACGAGCAGCCGGGCGAGGCCGACUUGGAGACCGUCCUCGCCUCGCGCAACAGCACGGAGCGCAAGGGCGAGCCCGAGAUCGACUUUGUCGGUCCCGUCUACAGCAACAGGACGGGGAUCAUCGCUCGGGGGCGCGACACAGUCCUGCCCGUCGACACGUCGCCCAAGUUGCGGCCCGCCGACGCUGGGAAGCCCGGGAUCAAGGUGCGGAAGCUUGUUGAGGCUGGCCUCGCUGGGCUCGUCUCGCAAGCCGGCAUGACCGCCACUCUCGUCCGCGUGGGCGCCGCCGCUCUGCUCGUCUGCAACGCGGCUGCUUUUGCUUACCCGCCAGUGCCACCAGCAGCGCAGCUGCUCGACCUUCGCACGGCCACCACGUACCAGGACUCGAGCUUGUUCGACAAGCAGGCGCCCGUGAGCGAUCUUUCAUAUGCCGACAGCACGACGGGACGGCCGUGGGCCGAGUGCGGCCACUACACAAGCCAAUGGUGGGGCGUCGACCUCGGGAGCGAGGUGUAUGUGCGCUACGUGCGGCUGCAGAACCGCAACGACUGCUGCGCGGAGCGGCUGACGGACGUCGACAUCUAUCUCGGCUCGACGGCGGAGACGUACACGGGCAACGCGCUGGUGAAGUCGGACGUGAGCGUGUCGUCGAACGUGAUGUUGGAGGUGGAGAUCAACGCGCUGGGGCGCUACAUCUACCUCAACCGGCCGUCUGCGGCGGGGCUGACGGUGUGCAAGUUCUACCGUGGAACGGCUCGCUAG